This is a messenger RNA of Wasmannia auropunctata (little fire ant), 1301 nucleotides long. RefSeq lists its product as uncharacterized. The coding region runs from base 251 to 706 and encodes 151 amino acids. The transcript has 2 exons. The record is from RefSeq and is a predicted model, not a curated record. NCBI's taxonomy places the organism in Eukaryota, Metazoa, Arthropoda, Insecta, Hymenoptera, Formicidae.
UUUCGCGUUAAAACAAAAGCUAAUUUAUACGCGUCAAAUUUUUUGCGUCGGUCAAGUCACUCGUGCGAUUUUACGGACAUCUCGUCGCGCGACGUGUAUCCGCGCGAUUUAGCGCAUGAACAAAUGCACAAAAAAAAAAUAUUACACGAAGUAAUAAUUGGAAAUUUGACGUACGAGAGAUAUUACGUGUGACAAGCACGCUUCGUUAGCGGGAGGACUCCGUUGUCAAGAGAUAUUUUCGGUGAUCAUUAUGUCCGACCGGCCUUUUAAAGCCCGAAACGCUUUUCAUCCCGCGGAUCCGCCGCACGGCAUGCAAAAUUACGAUGUGGGCGCGCUAAUGAGAGAUCAGAAGCAAGCUUUGAACAAAAUGAAAAUGAUCACUCGAAAGGAAAACGAAGUUUACCUUAAAUCGCACCCGGAAAUCAGAGGCUUGAUCGGCACUUUACUGAGGCACGUCCUAUCGAAGCAGCCGCUCAUCGAUAUUCCCGAGGUAGUGGGUACAUUUUUCAACAGGCCACGUCGUGAAAUUGUUGCUGACCUUUUGGAUUACUUGUCGUCCGCCGAUAAACGAUCGGCCAUAACGGACGAUCUUCGGCGGGAAGUAUUUCGUACGGUCUGCAGCGAUGAAACUCACGGUAGCGACGAUUCGAGCUCGCAAUCCGAUGCUGGCUCGUGCAAAUGCCCGAGUGUGUGUGGCAGUUUCUAAUAGUAGUCCAAAUAUGCUCGACUUACAUGGUUAUAUCCGUGCGAUCUUUAUACGAAAAGAGAGAAGCAACACGAAAUAUAAAUCUUACUACAAUUAACCUUUAAACCACCACGCCCAAAAAAUCACGCACUAACCACAAUGUCGGUCUGACAGACCGCUAUUAUACUCUCGCUAAUUUUAUAAGUUAAUUAUAAUAAAAAUUAUGUAUGUUUUCUAAAUACUUGUUGAUGGGGAAAAGGAAAAACUAUGUUUUAAUGUGAGAGUUAACAAAAAAAUCUCAUAUACAAUGUAGAAAUAAAAUAUGUUUAAAUGGUGACAAAUAAGAAAAUUGUUGACAAGUAGUGUUCCGAUAGCGGUAAGACCGAUAUAGUGGUUUAAAGGUUAAACAUGGCACAAUUAAAUACAAUCCAAAUCGCGCGAACUUUUCAUAGAUUUCAAAAUCAAAUUAGCUCGACUUUCGUAUCGGGGAGCAUAUAAUCCCGACUGUGUUGUGAAGACCCGUCCUCUUUAUAUAGAACGCUAUGUAAAUAUUAUACCUGCCUGUCAUUAAUUUACCGUAUAUUAAAAUCCGAGCCUUAUUCUCCACUAAUGUUUA